Molecule: messenger RNA, 1704 nt
Organism: Hipposideros armiger (great roundleaf bat)
Lineage: Eukaryota; Metazoa; Chordata; Mammalia; Chiroptera; Hipposideridae
Product: regulator of G-protein signaling 14-like
Exons: 2
Biological process (GO): spindle organization; cell division; signal transduction
Cellular component (GO): nucleus; plasma membrane; cytoplasm
Molecular function (GO): GTPase activator activity
Source: RefSeq, a predicted model, not a curated record
AUGAUGGAGGUCUGCAUGAAGGCAAUAGGAAUGAGGAGGAUAAAUCAGAUUGAGAAUGAUAUAGGAAACAGAACAGGACAUGGUUCUUUAGUUUUUGAUGAAGGAAUCUUGGAAAGGUCUCAGACUUCCUGUCUGGGUGAUAGGGAAGGCAGGGAGGGGCAGGAUAAGCUAGCUCAGGAGGCCCGCAACAUCUACCAGGAGUUCCUGUCCAGCCAGGCACUGAGCCCGGUGAACAUCGACCGGCAGGCCUGGCUCGGAGAGGAGGUGCUGGCCGAUCCCCGACCUGACAUGUUCCGGGCACAGCAGCUUCAGAUCUUCAACUUGAUGAAGUUCGACAGCUAUGCACGCUUUGUCAAGUCGCCGCUGUACCGCGAGUGCCUCCUGGCGGAGGCGGAGGGACGCUCCCUGCCGGAACCUGGCUUCUUGCGCCUCUGCAGCCCAGAUGCCACCAGAAAGAAGCCGAAGCUGAAGCCCGGGAAGUCGCUGCCUCUGGGUGUGGAGGAGUUGGGGCAGCUGCCGCCGGCUGAGGGCCCUGGGGGCCGCCAGCUCCGCAAGUCCUUCCGCAGGGAACUAGCGGGCACCGCGGCAAAUUCGGCCUUGCGACAAGAGUCCCAGGGCUCCCUCAACUCCUCCGCCAGUCUGGACCUUGGCUUCCUUGCCUUUGUCAGCAGCAAAUCUGAGAGCCACCGCAAGAGCCUUGGGAGCUCAGAAGGUGAGAAGGAAAGCUGGCUAGGGAAGUACUGCUGUGUGUACCUGCCCGAUGUCACCGCUUCCUUGGCCCUGGCCCGACCUGGCCUCACCAUCCGAGCCAUGCUGGCAGGCCUCUGUGAGAAACGUGGCCUCUCUCUACCUGACAUCAAGAUCUAUCUGGUGGGCAACGAGCAGAAGGCCCUGGUACUGGAUCAGGACUGCACAGUGCUGGCGGACCAGGAAGUGCGGCUGGAGAACAGGAUCACCUUCGAGCUCGAGUUGGCUGCGCUGCAGCGCGUGGUGCGGAUCUCCGCCAAACCCACCAAACGGGUACAGGAGACGCUACAGCCUAUCCUGGCGAAGCAUGGCCUGAGUCCGCAACAGGUGGCGCUGCGCCGGCCAGGUGAGCAGCAGCUGCUGGAUCUAGAGAAGCUAGUGAGCUCGGUGGCGGCCUAGAGACUGGUUUUGCACACCCUCCCAGGCGCGAAGAUUUCAGAAGCCAGUGACACAUCCCCGUGCUGUAGCCAGGGAGUCCCACCUAGAACCCGGGACAAGGCCACCCAUCCCCCUCCACUGCCCCUCAACUCGCUGGCCAAGGCGCCCAGUAGUGUCAUUGGGACGCGACAGACCUGUGACAUUGAAGGCCUGGUAGAGCUGCUGAACCGGGUGCAAAGCAGCGGGGCUCACGACCAAAGGGGCCUUCUGCGCAAAGAGGACCUGGUGCUUCCAGAAUUUCUGCAGCUGCCUGCCCAAGAGUCCACCUCCCAGAAGGCCCCACCACAGACUGAAUCAUCAGCCCAUCCCAAAGGGGGCCCCUCAGACUCUACUGCCCACUCGGUCCUCUGACAGCUGUCCAACAGCUCAGGCUGGCUGCAUGGCACCUGGCGGGCCGAGCAUGCAAUAGGCCUGCUCUGCAUGCCCUGUCUGUGCCAUGAGUGUCUCUGGCCCCUUCCUGCCACGGGCAGGCCCGUAGGAAGAGCCAGGAUGGGGUGGAGAGGGGCUCAGAGUAGCCAC